This is a messenger RNA of Plasmodium gallinaceum, 2031 nucleotides long. Its product is annotated as conserved Plasmodium protein, unknown function. Gene Ontology annotation, molecular function: protein binding. The coding region runs from base 1 to 2031 and encodes 676 amino acids. NCBI's taxonomy places the organism in Eukaryota, Apicomplexa, Aconoidasida, Haemosporida, Plasmodiidae. The transcript has a single exon. The record is from RefSeq and is a predicted model, not a curated record.
AUGAAGAAUACUAAGUAUAAUCAGUCUAAUUUGAAUAUACAUGGAAGAAGCAAAUAUGAAUUACGAUGUAAGAAAAAUGAAAUGAACAAAAAUAUAAAUGAAGAAGAAUCAGAAGAUGUUUCUAACGUUUUAAGCGACUCAUCAUUGUCUUGUUGUUCUAUGUAUAUGAUUAGAGAAGAAAAUAAUAGGGGAAAAAAUGAAGAAACCACUAAAAAAGUGCAUUUAAAAAAUAAAUAUAAAAAUAAAAAUACAUCUUUAGGCUUAGAUAACAAAGUAAAUAAUGUUUUUUCAAAGCAAAGCUAUAUAUAUGAACAUUACAAAAAAAAAGACAUUUUAUUGAGUUUAUGGUGGAAAAAUAUUAUAGAUUUAUAUUCAGAUAUAUUAAUAACUAAUCUAUGUAGUAAUGUUAGUAAUAUUGAAAUUUUAAAUAUGAAUAAUAACAAAAAUGAUUAUCAAUAUUUAAACGAAGGUAUUAUACUUUUUCAUAAUACGAAAAAAAGUAAUAAUUAUAAAAUGAGUAUUUUACGUGUAAUAACAAAGGAAGAAAUAAAUAAAAAAAAUGAAAAUGACUUUUUUUAUUCAUCUGCCGUUAAAAAUAAUGUUAUAGAUGAAUCAUUUAAAAAAUAUUAUUGUAAAAAAUAUAAAUAUAUACCAAUUAUUAAAAGAUAUAAUUGCAUGAAUAUACCUUAUUACACUACUAAUUCUACAAUAUCUUAUUGCAAUAAAGAAAUGAAUAACUAUGAAACGAAUUUUAUACACGAUGGAAAUGUUAUUAUAGCUAAUAAAUCAAUUGAAGGAAAAAUUUAUUUAUAUAAUAUUAAAAAAACAAUUGAUAGAAUAAAUAAUAUAGAGGAUAUUGAAGGAGAUGAUGAAGAAAGGGAAGAAGAAAAUGAAGACAACAGUAAAAAUGAAGAUAAAGAAGAGAAUGAAUAUGAAGGUAAUAGAAAGUCUGGUGAUAUCAAUAAAAACUGUUUAAGAAAUAAUGAUCUAUAUUGUGAAAAGGAUAUUAAAAGUAAAAAAGCAAAAUAUUCUGAAAGUUAUAAAAAAAAAUUAGAGCAAAGAAAAAUAUAUGAUGGUGAAUUAUUAUUAGAAUUGUUAGGUCAUAAUAAAACAGGAAAAGGACUUUUUUUAAAAAAUAAUUAUAUGUUAAGUAAUGGAGAUGAUAAAAAAGUGUUCAUUUAUGAUAUUAAUAGUAGCACUAUAAAAUCUAAUGAUAAUAAGUAUGGAAAUGAUCAUAUAAAUGUAAGUAAAAUAAACCCACUUAUAUCAAUAAAAACUAAUGAAAUCUAUAGUAAUGUGAGGUGGUUGUAUGAUUCGUUAAUUAUUGGUUCUACUUAUAGUGGAUACUUUUCUUUAUUUGAUAUAAGGAUGAAAAAUGAGUUAUAUAAUUUUAACAAUUUAAAUAAUAAUAACAGUCGUCACAAUGUAAAUAUGUACUCUAUGCACAAAAAAAUAACUAAUUAUGAAAUUUCUGAUAUUGAUAAAUAUAAUAAUGAAGAUAAUAAUUUAAUUUGUUUAAGUUCUUUAAAUAAUAUUUUUAUUUUUGAUCUGCGUUUUAUAAAUAAUAAUUUACCAUAUAAAAUAUUACACGAUAAUUCAUAUAAUAAUUUUAGUAUAAAUGACUCUUACUUUGAACCAUAUCAAACAGAAUUACAAAAUGGUGAAUAUAAUAGUAAUACAAAUGUAAAUUAUUUUUAUGAUCAUUCUUAUAAUAACUUUUAUAAUGAAGACUUUUUUAAUUCUGAUACUUUUAUUCAUUCUUUGUUUUGGUGCAAUAUUGAAGCUUUUAAUUAUAUUGGUUCGUUAAAUAAUAAGGGAAUAAUUAAUAUAUAUGAUGUAAACAAAAGUAAACAUCAUUGUGUAUUUACAUAUGGAUGUAAAUAUAUUAAACUAUUUAAAUUUAAUCCAUUUAAAAUUAAUAAUUUUAUAUCUGUUGAUAAGAAUAAUAUUUUGAUUCUCUUUACUUUACCAGAUCAAAUUUAUAAAAGUGAUUUAGAUUUAUAUCUUAAGGAUAAUUUUAAGGAAGAAUAA